Messenger RNA from Glycine soja, 716 nucleotides. Its product is annotated as dormancy-associated protein 2-like. NCBI's taxonomy places the organism in Eukaryota, Viridiplantae, Streptophyta, Magnoliopsida, Fabales, Fabaceae. The record is from RefSeq and is a predicted model, not a curated record. The transcript has 2 exons. Bases 36 to 482 code for a protein of 148 amino acids.
AUUCGAGUUAAUCUAUUGUAGUUUAUUACCGAAAGAUGGCUUUGAAGUCGAAGAUUGCAUUACUCAUCACAGGCCUGUUGGCCAUGCUCGUUUUCAUUUCCUCAGAGGUAGCUGCAGCCAGGAAUUUGAAAGAGGGUGAGGUAGUAAGAGAGACAAAUAGAGUUGGUGAUGCCAAAUUAGUUGGUGGUAUUCAUGAUGUUAGCAAACUUAGCAUCCCAGGCAUUGGUGGGAAUUUCAUUGGUGGUGUUUUCCCAGGCAAUAUUGGUGGGGGUUACAUUGGUGGUUCCAUCCCAAUCAUUGGCGGGGGUUACAUUGGUGGUUUCCCUAACAUUGGUGGUGGUGGUGGUUUCCCUAACAUUGGUGGUGGUGGUGGUUUCCCUAAUAUUGGUGGUGGCUUCCAAGGCCAAGCGUUUUGCAGAUUCAGCUGUUGUGUUCAGGAUGCAAUGGGAAGAUGCUUAAGGUGCUGCUCAAUCUCAAGAUAAUUAAGAUUCACAAAUUAAUAAUGAGACAGUGUAGUUCUAUGUACUUAUAAUAAUAUAUUUCAUGAAUAAAUCUCAUGUUAUGAGAGGCAUGAGGGAUAGAUAUUUGACAAGUGGAAAUCGUGAUGAUGAAUUACCUCGUUGUGCUUGUGUUAUAUGUUUAACAGCAAACGGGAACAUCUCUAGUGUACAAAUAGUUUGUCAUAAAUCGUGAGUUUUACUUGUACUGUUAUUAUA